CACUUCCUACUGAUUUGUCUCAGAGAAGACAGGAGACUGUGCUGUAUCAUGUCGUCUUAAUCACGCUCUCAAUAACACAGUUUCCCCUCCCCGCCGCGCAGUAACAUGUCGUAUCCGUGGACUUCUGACCGUCGUGGGUCGCUGAAGCUGGUUCUGUUGGUCGUGGCGUGUGUGGGGUGUUUGCUAGUCCGGACCGGAGCGGAGGAGGCGGGCAGAAGUAGCAGCAGCAGUGUGUGGUACCAGGAUCUCUGCAGUUAUAAAUGGGAGGCCAUCGACCUCGACAACAAAGUGAGCUACACGUUCAAGCUCUGCGAGUCCUCACCGGCGACCGACUGCGGCCCCAGCACGGCAGUCUGCGCUCAGAACCUCACGGCCAACACCAAGCAGUCUGUCGGUGAGCUGUCCCUGCAGAGACUCUCCGACACGGUGCUCGACUUCAACCACACGGAAAAAUGUCUGGGCGGAAGCAACAACAUUCAGAGCAGCAUCAGUUUUCAGUGUGGGAAAACGAUGGGGACGCCUGAGUUUGUGGCCGUGUCUCAGUGCGUCCAUUACUUUGAGUGGAGGACGUACACCGCCUGCAAGAAAGACAAGUUCAAGCCACACAAAGAGGUUCCAUGCUACGCCUUUGACUCAGACGGUAAGAAACACGACUUGAACCCUCUGAUCAAAAUCAGUGAGGGUUAUCUGGUGGACGAUGGCAACGACAGCAUCGACUUCUACAUCAACAUCUGCCGCAGCAUAAAUUAUCCAGAGAAAUCAUGUCCAGAAGACUCUGCAGCUUGUCUGGUCACCACGAACGGCUCCUACAACAUGGGCUCUCCCUCCGGUCGUCUGGAGCUGGUGGGCAGUGACAGUCUGAGGAUACAGUACGAGCUCAGCCCCGAUUCGACCUCUCCGGACAUCUGUCAUGACGAGAAACCCGCCGUCACCAUCACAUUCACGUGUCCGUCCAGCAGACACUCGGGCGACAUUCCCCGGAUGACGGCGGGCUCUAACUGUCGUUUCGAGGUGCUGUGGGUGACAGAAUACGCCUGUCACCGGGAUUAUCUGGAGAGUCACAACUGCAGACUGACCAGCGAGCAGCACGACAUCGCCAUAGACCUGACUCCGCUCACGCUGAGCUCGUCAGAUCAUCCGUACUACGCUCACUCCGAGUCCACGGACGGCGUGGAAACCUACGUGUACUACCUGAACGUGUGUGGGCAGAUCCUGAACGACGAGUGCGGCGGUGACGCGCUGGUCUCGUCCUGUCAGGUGAAGAAGAGCGGAGACAUGAAGAAGGUGGCGGGAAGAUACCAGAACCAGACGUUACGUUAUUCAGAUGGAGACCUGAUGUUGAUUUACCCUGACGGUGACAAAUGCUCCUCAGGCUUCCAGAGAAUGACCAUCAUCAACUUUGAGUGCAACCAGACGGCAUCCAACGGUGGUCGAGGGAAUCCUGUUUUCGCAGGCGAGACGGACUGCACGUACUACUUUGUGUGGCAGACGGCGUUUGCCUGCGUCAAAGAGAAGGAGGAUCUACUGUGUCGCCUCAGAGACGGCAACAAACACUAUGACCUUUCACCCCUCACCAGAUAUCCAGGCACAGACGCCAGUGGGAACUGGGAGGCCGUCGACGCCAACUCCAUCAACCCAAACUUGCGUUUCUACCUUAACGUGUGUCACAAAGUGGUGCAGACAGGGGGCGCCACCGCCGCCUGCCCCGUGAACGCUUCAAUCUGUGCCGUAGAUGCCGCCCUCGGAGCCGUCAGCCUCGGCAGCUUCCUCUCGUCUCCUCAGAAAACCAAAGUGGGGAACGACAUCAGACUGGUCUACACAGACGGCAGCUUCUGCAAAGCCAAGACCAGGAUCCAAACCAUUCUGACCCUCAAGUGCAAACCAGGAGAUCUGGAGAGCGCUCCUGUCCUGCGGACAGUUUCGUCUGACGGCUGCGUGUACGAGCUGGAGUGGUACACGGCUGCUGCCUGUGUCCUCUCCAAAACACAAGGAGAGGACUGCAGGGUGGAGGACGCUCAGGCUGGCAUCUCCUUCGACUUGUCGCCUCUCACCAAAGACGGCGGCUUCUACAACGUCACCAGCGGGAACUACGAAUACUACGUCAACGUGUGCGGCGCCGUCAAAGCCGCCAACUGUCCCGUGACAGCCGGAGCGUGUCAGGUUGAAAAGAGUUCUUGGAAUCUCGGGGAAGCGAACGCUCGCCUGUCGUACUACGACGGCCUGAUCCAGCUGAGCUACGCCAACGGCUCGCAGUACAACAACAAAGAGCACACGCGCAGAUCCACGCUCAUCUCCUUCCUCUGUGACCCAGAAGCCGGAGCUGGGAGUCCAGAAUACCAGGUUGAAGACAAGUACACAUAUAACUUCCGCUGGUACACAUCCUACGCUUGUCCUGAGAGGCCUCACGAGUGUCUGGUGACCGAUCCGCUGACGCUGGAGCAGUACGACUUGUCCAGUCUGUCUCGCUCCGUCACCAACAGCAACUGGCAGUCCAUGGAUCUGUCGGACACCACCAACCUGAGGAAGUACUACAUCAACGUGUGCCGGCCGAUCAGCGCUGUGCCGGGCUGCGACCGCCACGCCUCCGUCUGCCAGAUGAAGUACAUCCCAGAGCAGGGAAUUCUGAAGGAAGUGGUCGCCGUGAGUAACAUGGGAGUUUCCAAGCGCGGUCCCGUCGUGGAGGGACGAGACAAACUGCUGCUGGAGUUCACCGACGGCUCCGUCUGCGAGUCUGAGGGACUGAAGCUCACGUACAUGACACGCAUCCACCUGGUCUGCUCCAGAGGAACUGUGUCUGCAGGCCCGCGCUUCCUCAUGUACCAGAACUGUACUGCCAACUUCAUAUGGGAGACCCGAGCGGCCUGUGCCAUCAAAACCACCAAGAACAACAGCUGUGCCGUCGUCGAUCCCAACACUGGUUUUGAAUUUAACCUCCUGCCUUUGGCGACAGAGUCUGGAUACAAGGAGAGCGCUAAUGGAAAAGACUUUCUGGUGAACAUCUGCUCGGACAUGGCGGGGUGUGGUCAGGGCGUGGCUGGCUGUGAGCUGUAUGACGGACACGUCUCCAGUCCAGUGGGCGUAGAGAGGACGCUGCAGUAUUCCACCGACGGUUUCCUCCAACUGACGUACAAGGGACCGCUGGACGACCCCACAGCGACUCGCGACACCUUCACCAUAAACUUUGUGUGCGAUCCCAACUCUCACGCGGGUUCGCUGAAAAUGCUGCGCGAGGAGCUGAGCUCUCUGCCCAACCACGUGGUCCACGACGUCCUCUUCGAGUUCUCCACCGCUCUGGCCUGCGUCCCCUCCCCCGUCGACUGCCAGAUCACCGAUACUCACGGGAACGAAUACGACCUGAGUCACCUGGCCCGGGACGAAGGAGACAGUCCCUGGAUCCCCAUAGAUACUGACUCAGUCAAGUCGCGCAGGUUUUACAUCAACGUGUGCAAACCUCUGCCUCCAGUCAAAGGAUGUCCAGUCGGUCUCCUGGGAUCCUGCGGCGUCAUCGACGGCAAGAGUUACAACCUGGGUUACGUGCAGUCGGCGCCGAAGGUGGCGGAGGGCGGCGCCAUCAGCAUCACGUACCAGAACGGGGACAUGUGCGGCCCCUCGGCGCGCUACUCCACGCGCAUCAUCCUGCAGUGUGACGACAAUCCAGGCUCCCCCAUGUUCGAUCGCAAAGACGGCUGCGAGUACGUCUUCAUCUGGAGGACGUCUGAAGCCUGUCCCAUCAGGAAGUCUCAGGGUUCAGAGUGUCGCGUCCGUGACCCGAAGACCGGCUACGAGUUCAACCUGAGCUCCCUGAAGGGACAGGAUUACCCGGUGAGGAGCGGCAAGUAUAUCUACCACCUGUCUGUCUGCGAGGGGCUGCGGAGAGGCGUGUGCACACACGCCGUCACGGGCAUCGAAACCGUCUCGUCCUGCCAGGUGGACGGACAGCAACACAAGAUUGCAGGAAUGGCGAACCAGAUCCUGAGCUACGUGGGAGACCAGCUCAUCCUGAACUACACCAGCGGAGAGGCGUGUCACAAGGUUUACCAGAGGUCGACAGAGGUUCACUUCUCCUGCCACCCGGACAGGAAUCCUGGAGUGCCAGAGUUCAUCAAAGAGACUCCAGACUGCACCUACCUGUUCAGCUGGCCCACCGCUCUGGCCUGUGUCCCGGUCAAAACCACCAGCUGCUCCUACAAUGACGGUCAGGGCCUCUCGUACGACCUCUCGCCUCUGGCUCUGGACUCCCGCAACUGGGAGGCGGAGAUGCCGACCGCGAGCACGGACAAACGCUUCUACAUCAACGUCUGCCGGUCACUGGUGCAGCAGGAAGGUUCGUGGAAGUGUCCGUCCAAUGCGGCGUCCUGUGGGAAGGUGGGAGACGAGUACCUGAGCCUGGGACAGGUGGAGUCCGGUCCCACGUGGGACGGAAGCGUCCUGAAGCUGCAGUACACCAGCGGACAGACGUGUCCCGACGGACACCGAAACCGCAGCAGCAUCAUACGCUUCAAGUGUGACAGAGACAAAGUGGACUCCCGGCCCACUCUGAUCUCCGCUCUGGAGGACUGCGUCUACACCUUCCUGUGGUUAACAGCUGCUGCUUGUCCUCUGAACAGCACGCAGCACGACGACUGCAGGGUCACCAACCCAGCGACAGGUCACCUGUUUGACCUGAACUCACUGACAAAAGAAGGCGGUUACACCGUCUAUGACCACCAGGAACACAGGAAGAUGUUCCGCAUUAACAUCUGUGGGAACAUUGUCAACGCUGGAUGUAGCCCAGAUACAGCCGUGUGUAUUAAGGAGACGAACACAGCCGUGAGCGGAGGUCAGGUGAGCAGGAAACUCUCGUACAAGGAUCACGUGGUGGAGCUGACGUAUGAAGGAGGAGGUCCCUGUGCGGCAAAUCCAAACCUGAAACACAGCACAGUCAUUCACUUCAUCUGCAGACCACCUAACAUGGGCUCAGCUCCUCAGCAACCGGUCCUCAUCGACUCUGACGCACAAACCUGCACACACUUCUUCUCUUUCCACACACCACUGCUCUGUGAACAGCCUGUGAAGUGUUCAAUCCAGAACGGCUCUUCUCUCAUCGACCUGACUCCUCUGAUUCACAUCAACGGUUACUACACAGCAACAGAUGAGGCCGUGGACCAAAGUGACGGAUCCUCAGACUUCUACAUCAACGUCUGUCUUCCUCUGAACCCCAUCCCGGGGGUCAGCUGCCCCGCCGGGUCUGCCGUCUGCAUGGAUCCUGAUAACGGACCACCAGUGGACAUUGGACGAACAACCAACGGUCCAGAGAUCGACAGCGCAACGGGGGAAGUGUCCAUCUCCUACAACAGCACCACCAAGUGUAAGGAGGACCCAACUCAGAACUACACGUCCACCAUCAUCUUCACCUGUCAGAGAGGCCUUGAGCUGGGUUCUCCACGAAUGGUGAAGCUGGAGUGCGUGUAUUUGUUUGAGUGGGCGACGCCUGUGGUCUGUCCCGAUGCCACGCACACCAGCGGCUGCCAGCUCACCGACACCCAGCUGCAGUUCACCUUUGACCUCUCAGCUCUCUCCGGUGAAGUGCAGGUCCCAGCAGCGUCAGGCACGUACCACAUCAACGUCUGUGGGUCGGUGGCGGAGCCGGCGUGUAAGAAGGGCGCCGUUUGCCGCGUGUCGGAUUCUGGAUCCGACAAGUCCGCUAUGUCGUACGGCAUCAGCAAAGCCAUGACCAUGGACUUUAAGCAUGAAGAGCAGGCCGUGUUGAUGCAGUAUGGCGGAGGAGACCCCUGUCCACCAGUGACGACUGAAGGCGACGUGUGUGUGUUCCCCUUUAUCCUCAUGAAGAGGACGUACACCGAGUGCACCACAGACGAAAGGACAGACGGCAGGAAGUGGUGCGCCACCACCGGCAACUACGACACGGACAGGAAGUGGGGAUUCUGCAACGCAGUCUCGGGUAAACAUCAGUCCUCCAUCUUGUUCACCUGUGACCACGCUGUGGGCCACGGCGCGCCGCAGCUGCUCUCUGAGACAGCGGGCUGUUCGGCCACGUUCCAGUGGAAGACAAGCAGCGUUUGUCCGCCCAAGAAGAUGGAGUGCAAGCUGGUCAGCCAGCAUCAGACCUUUGACCUCCGGACCCUGUCCUCCCUCACCGCGCCGUGGAAGUUCAGCCACAAAGGAGACUCGUAUUUUAUCAACCUAUGUCAGCAAAUCAACCAUGGUUUGCCAGGUUGUCCUGAAGGAGCCACCGUGUGUCGACGCCUGGCUUCAGGUGUGACUCAGACUCUGGGCCGAGUUUACACUCAGAAAAUGAGCAUCAGUGAUGGAAACAUCUCCGUCAGUUAUUCAGCAGGAGACGACGUGUGUGGGAACGGCCUGAAGGCGAAGACGCUGAUCCAGCUGAGCUGUGGCUCCACUGUUGGACAUCCAGUUCUCAUCAGAGUGGACGAGGCGUCGUGUGAGUUUGUGAUUGGCUGGGAGACGCGGUUGUCUUGUGCGGUGAAGCAGCGUGAGGUGGAGAUGGUCAACGGGACGAUACAAGUUCCAGACACAGGGACCAUACUGGACCUCGGAGCUCUGUAUUUCAGUCACCACCAGGCGUCUGGAGACAUCCGUCCCAAUGGCGACCGCUACAUCUACCACAUCCAGUUGUCGGGCAUCACCAACAACUCCCUGUCCAGCUGUGUGGGCGCCAACAUCUGCCAGGUGAAGCUCAACGCCUCCUACAGGCGCAGGAUCGGCUCGUCCAGCAAAGCCAAGUACUACAUCAAAGGAGGAAACCUGGACGUGAUGGUUCCCUCGGAGUCGACAUGCGGCCGCGAGAAAAACAAAAUGGUGUCGUCCACCAUCAUGUUCCACUGUAACCCGUCGGCAGGCGUCGGCAUCCCGGAGUUCAUGCUGGAAACGGACGAAUGCCAGUAUCUGUUUGUGUGGCACACGGACGCCGUGUGUGGACUGACUAAAGUCGAUGCAAAGUCGUACGACGACGACGGCAGCGAUGUUCCGGUGACUUCUCAGCAGAGUCAGGCGCUCGGCAUCGUGCUGAGCCUCCUGUUGUUGGGUCUGUCUGUUUGUCUGCUGGGACUUCUGCUGCACAAGAGAGAGAGAAGGGAGCUGGUGAUUCAGAAAGUGUCCGGCUGCUGCAGACGAGGAAACCAAGUCUCCUAUAAAUAUUCCAAGGUCAACAUGGACGAAGAAGGCGGCGAGGAGGAGAUGGAGUGGCUGAUGGAGGAGCUUGAGGCCCCGCCUGCGUCAUCCUCGUCGUCCCACCGCGGCAGAGGCAAGGGCCGGAGUCACCACGGCAACGGCCACAUCACGACCAAGCCUGUGAACGCGGACGGCCUGCGCUCGUUCACGCUGGACGACCAGGAGGACGACAGCGAGGACGAGGUGCUGAGCGUCCCCGGCGUGCAGGUGGUGAAGUCGUCCGGGCUGUCGAGGCAGUCUGCGGCUCAGCGCAGCGUCUUUCUACAGGAGGAGAGCGACGAAGACCUGGUCGGCCUCCUGGACGAGUCAGACCGGAAGAGGAGGAGCGGCAAGCCGCGCCCCUCGGGCGGCAAACACGGUAACAGCGCGGUGACCGACAGGAAACGGGACGAGGACGACAGUGACGAGGACCUCCUCAGGGUGUGAUGUCACUUCCUCGCUUCGCUUCCUGUGUACUCGCUCUCUGAACUCUUCUCUCUCUCUCAGUGAAUGUCUCCACCGUCACGACCACCAAUCAGAAACCAUUUUUUUGUUGACUCCACCUACUCAGACUCUGCCCCGCCCACUGCCCACAGACGGCAACUCUGUGUUAGCACACGGUAUCUUAUUUAUUAUCGACCACCGAUUAUUUAAAGUGUUCUUCAUGCCGAAAGUGAAAGUAUGAUCCACGUCAGUCUCGCUAACGUUUACCAACACGCGAACAGAAGAAGAACCCCAGAGGCACAAAAACGUGUUGAAGUGUUUUAAAACGAAAGCUGUGCCAUUUGCUUUAGCACUUUACUGUAGCAUAAAUGAACUGACAUCGAUUAUUUAUUUUUGUUUUCUUUUCAACAUUUACGUUCAGAGAAAAAAAAAAAACAACUUCUGGGGUUUGGUCUUCAGCAGCAAACGGUACUUUUGUAGGUGUUGUUGUUUCUUUAAAGAAAAAAAAAAGGGAAAAUGAAGACACUUUUUUUCUCGUUGUUUACAGUUGCUAUGAUUCGAAAGAAAAAAAAAGCAGACGAUCUCUCUUUCUUUUCCUCUCGGUAAAGAAAGCGCGCGAUGCCUUCCCGACGAUGACUUCACUCUGCGUUGUUUUCUCUCUCUCGUUUGGAGCAGAGACGUUUGUACAUAGACGAUAUAUAAACUGUUCUAAAACGUGGACGUUUUCUUCUUCUUUUUUUUUUGGGUUCUUUAUGUCGUGAAAAUGUUAUUUCCGCUAAUUAUUUAAAUGUCUGUCUGAGCUGAUUACGUGUACGUAGAUCUCUGUUCUGUGUGGAAAUAGAGACGGCCUUAAGUGUGAAUGGACGGUCGACGACGACUCGCCGCUGAAAGUGAAACUUGCGAUGUUUUUUGAAACUCCCGCUAAAGCCAUAUUUCUUCAAAGAAAGUUGGGAUUUCUUCUUUUUUGUUCUUGCACACUCUCGUACGUCACGUGGCGUUACGUUACGGGGCUCGGUUCCGAUUUGUUCAGGUCUGUGAUGGUUGAACGUCGUCGUCGCCUUUUUGUCAAAAAGUGAGAUUUUAACUCGUUAAAAGCCAAGAGUUGAAAUCCUUUUUUUGUUUACUUCUUAGCCAAAUGCAUGUGAUGAUAAGACAACCUCAAAUAUAUCAAAGAAACAUUGAGUUGACGUCGAUUUAACACAUUUAGUCAUAAAUAAGCAGUGUUGACCCAGGAUUUGUUGAUCCAGGUGAAUCCAAAAACUGGUGAAUUUACACACUUUUACAGACUUUUAUUCCUCACAGUUUAGAAUCAGUCCAUCGUCUUUUAAUGAGAAUACUAGUUAUUUGCAAUUCUGUUUUUCCAGAUUACAAAAUGUCAUAAUCCCAAAAACACUGAAAAAACAACUUCAAUAAUCAAUAAAAUAACUAUAAAUACAAUUUAAUCUGCUGUGCUAAUCAGUUAAUCUGUCAUUUACAAGCCGACAUACCCAAAUAUUUUCAUGAUUCAGGUACAGUUGAAGUCUCCUUAAAAACGUUACUGAAUUCAUCUUUAAUUUUGUUUAUUCAAACUAAAGUUGCCAGUUAAAUGCUGCUAAACUGCUAAUCUGAAUUAAGGGUUUUAUUUUGUAUCAUAAUCGAGUUGAAGUUGAAAAAAAUAUGUGCAUUUUUCACGAUUUUGACAUUUUCCAUCCUACAGUUAAUUGAAAAAAGGUAACCUUUAGUAAAGAAAAAUCAUUGGUUUUGGUCCAGAUUAUCAUUCCCUCCCUAAAGUGUUUUAAGGCAGUGUUUUCUAUACGGGGACCUACUUUUUAAAAGGAUUAAUCACAAUAUAAAUCUCUUAACACGUGUGCUUGUUAACAUAGCAGCUAAUUUACAGCCGUGUCUGUAGAUUUUAUGUUAUUUACAGCGUUCUGUAUACACACCCAAAAACGUUGGGGGAAAAAAAUUUUGGUGACCCACAAAAAUUUCCUGUGACCCAUCUGUGGUUCCCAACCAGACUUUGGGAACCACUUCUCUAAAGAAUGUGUUGUUAAAAAACAGAAGAUUCAGAAAUGAAUCUCUUAAAUAUGUUUAUAGUGAAUGUAAAAACCAUGGAUUAAACCACAUUUUUGUCCAUCGGAAUUCCCCCUUUAUGAGCUUCAACAGUAUUGAAUCCACACAAACUACAGUUAUUAACAGACGUGUGAUGUCAUCACUAAAGUCCGUUCAGGGUAUUUCUAAAGCUUUUUACGCCAAUGUAAAAAAAGAAAAAGAAAAAAAGAAAUCGCAUUUGCGUUGUUAAAAACAUCAGUAUUUUAUAUAUGUGAGAUGUUUUAGAUUAGGACGUGCCGUUAAAACGAUACGCAAAAAAAACCCGCCACAGUUUUAUCGUCACAAACUAACAUCGCUGACGGCUACGUCGCACUUAUGAUGUCAUGGUAAUGGACGACGUUCGAGGACGAGGAAACACACAGGUAAAGUUUUCCAAAGAACAUGAAAUUUACAGAACCUGCAAACUGCAAAUUCACGGCAAUGAGACGUCGAUGAUAUCGUCUGUGACGUGAAGCAAAGCGUGACAUUUUAGCUCGUCGCUCGCAGACUUGAUGGACAUUUUUUGGGUGUUUUCAAACAUUUAUUUCGGUAAUGAUUGCGAUAAAUCUCAGAUACUGAGAGAAAGUAGAAGAGACCAGUCUAGUUUUGGUUUUUUAACGUUACAUUACACUACAGUAACAUGGUAAUAGUUUGUUAUAAAUAUAAUAACGUAAUAUUUGGCUAAUAGCACUUUAUUUCCUCGUGCAAAAUCUAGCUAUAUGAUAACAACAUUAAUCUUACUGUAAUGCCAUAUGAUUUCCAGAGUAACAACAGGCAAUAGCUAGGAAACAAUGACGUUAAAUAGUGUGUGAUAAGGUGGUAAUUACACAUUAAUAACGUGUUAUUUCCACAUCUUGGUCAUAACACUGUAAAAAGUGCAAAAACAAGGACACAGUACUACUGUAAUAACAUGUUAUUACCAAAAGUUAUACGCAGGAAACAACGUAACACUGUUCUUAAUAGGUAAUAAAGCUGUAACUACACAGUAAUAACAUCUUAUUUCCUCAAGUAACAUCUUGGUAACAGCAGUGUAAUUAGUGUGGCAACAAGAACAUAACAUUACAGGAAUAACACGUUAUUUCCAAAGUAAUAUGCUGGUAAUAACUGUUAAUUUUAUUGUAAUAAGGUGAUCAUAACAAUAAUAAUCAGAUGUUAUUUCCAAAGAUAUAGGCUGUUAACAACAUAAGUGUAAAUAGUAUGUAAUAAGGCCGUAAUUACACUGUAAUAUGUUAUUACCAAAGUUAACGUCGGGUAAUAUGUCGGUAAUAACAAUUGUAUGGUAAUACUACUGUAAUAAUGGGACAUUUCCAAAGUAAUAUGCAGUUAACAGCUUGGUAAUAACUAUUAAUUAUAUGUAAUAAGACGUUAAUAACAGUAUAGAUGGUCUGUAACACCUUGGCUUUGAAAUUCCCAUUCUUAUUAACGUUAUUACUUUGAUUUCUAUGGAAAUUAAUGGUUUUAUUCCACUAUUACACAUUUUUUUUCACCAUUCUUUCACCAUAUUGUUACUGCAGUGUAAUGUAAAACAUUAGCAAAGAAACUUUUCAAACGUCUCAUACGACGUCUCAACCUUUUCCGUCAUGUAUCCAUCGGAGAUUGGAUUGUAUUGCGAUGUUAUUGAACGGUCGCACAGCCUCGAGGUUGAAGCUGGGUUUUUUUGGGGGUUUUCUCGCACUUUGAGACUCGUCUUGUCUCUGUCCCCAAGGAGACGUCGUAGCACUUCCUGACAAACGGAAAGGUACUGUGUGAAGAAGUCAAAGUUUGAAACGUCUGUUUUGUCCUGCUGCUGUGUUUGGCACCAAAGUCUGCGCGGCUCGGCUGCAGCUGUACCACAUGCUGACCCCCAACCUCCCCAAGACCGCACGAAUGGACCCUCGAGCAGAGAGCUGCUUCCUGUUUUGUUUUGUUUUUGUUUAAAUGUGAAACUCGGGGUCUGAGAGCGAGAUGUAGAAUCAAACGGGACAAAACAUUUUCUGUGAAGAUUGGGGGUGAUUAUGGGAGAUCAUUAUUAUGUUUUUGGUUUGUGUAAGUUAUGCUGUCUCGUAUGUUUCUUUUUCUUUCAGCUCUUUGCCAGUUUUCCUAUUUAAAAGAAAACAUUGAUGUAAAAAAAAAAAUGCAUUAUUUGAAUAAAUGAGAGAUCUGCUGUUUA
Messenger RNA from Solea solea (common sole), 11833 nucleotides. It is a transcript of the gene igf2r, whose product is annotated as insulin-like growth factor 2 receptor. Gene Ontology annotation, molecular function: signaling receptor activity; D-mannose binding; insulin-like growth factor binding. The transcript is spliced from 51 exons. The record is from RefSeq and is a predicted model, not a curated record. NCBI's taxonomy places the organism in Eukaryota, Metazoa, Chordata, Actinopteri, Pleuronectiformes, Soleidae. Gene Ontology annotation, cellular component: late endosome; plasma membrane; trans-Golgi network. Gene Ontology annotation, biological process: lysosomal transport. Bases 106 to 7617 code for a protein of 2503 amino acids.